AUGCCACCCAGCGAACCCAUUGUUGUUACUGGCAGCGCGUGCAGGUUUCCCGGAAGCGUCGACAGCCCUUCAAAACUUUGGGAUCUUUUGAAGGAACCGAGAGACUUGCAGUCUGAAGUACCCAAAGAUAGGUUCAAUAUUGACGCAUUCUACCAUCCCGACGGCUCCCACCAUGGCCGCACAAAUGCCCGUCACGGGUACUUCUUGGAUCAAACACCGCGCGCAUUCGACGCCUCAUUCUUCAAUAUCCAAGCCGGAGAGGCGGAGAGUAUAGAUCCCCAACAGCGGUUACUGCUUGAAACCACAUACGAUGCUGUGGCCGCGGCAGGCUACGGAUUGCAUGAUCUCCGUGGGUCUGACACGGCAGUUUAUGUCGGUCUCAUGACCCACGACUUUGAGCUCAUCAAGGUCAACGAUAUAGACUAUAGCCCAACUUACUUCGCGACGGGUGCUGCCACCAGUAUCGCAUCAAACCGUCUGUCAUACUUUUUUGAUUGGCAUGGACCCAGCAUGACAGUAGAUACCGCAUGUAGUUCAUCACUCGUUGCUGUGCAUCUCGCAGUGCAACAGCUCAGAAGCGGAGUGAGCAAGACCGCCAUUGCGGCCGGCUCGAACUUGAUUUUGUCCCCCAUGAACUACAUCACAGAGAGCAAACUGAGCAUGCUAUCCCCGACAGGAAGGUCAAGGAUGUGGGAUAUUGAAGCCGACGGCUACGCCAGAGGUGAAGGUGUUUGUGUAGUAGUACUCAAGACGCUCAGUCAAGCAUUGCUCGAUGGAGAUAUCAUAGAGUGCGUCAUUCGUGAAACUGGCAUCAACCAGGACGGACGUACAACGGGUAUCACGAUGCCGAGUCACAUCGCCCAGGAGACUUUGAUCCGCGAAACCUAUGCUCGUGCCGGCCUCGAUGCUCAGAAAGCCGAAGACCGGUGCCAAUUCUUCGAGGCUCACGGGACCGGAACUCCCGCCGGUGAUCCUCAGGAAGCCGAAGCAAUUUCGAGAGCAUUCUUUGGCAACUGCACUGGUUCUGAAGGCGACAAGUUGUUCGUCGGCAGUCUGAAGACCGUUGUCGGACACACGGAGGGAACCGCGGGUAUUGCAGGGCUGCUCAAGGCAUCGCUCGCCGUUCAGCACGGCAUCAUCCCUCCCAACCUGCUCUUUGAGAACCUGAGCCCGAAGGUAGCCCCAUUCUACCACAACCUGUCCAUCACGAAGAUGGCACAGCCCUGGCCUGAGACGGCACCCGGUCAGCCGCGUAGAGCAAGUGUCAACUCAUUCGGCUUUGGUGGCACAAAUGCGCACGCCAUUAUUGAGGAGUACAAGCCCAGUGCUUCGAGCACUACCGCUCAGGGUUCAAAUUCAAGCUCUGCAGCGUAUACUUUGCCUCUUGUGGUUUCGGCCAAGUCGGAGUCCUCAUUGAAGAGCCUGAUGAAACAGACCGUCCAUUUCAUGAAGUCAAACCCUGAUGUUGACAUGCUGGAUCUCUUAUGGACACUUCUCUGCAAGAGGUCCGUCCUCCCGUACCGCCAAACUGUUGUUGGGGACUCCAGGGAGUCAAUCACACUCGCAUUAGAAACUGCAAUCUCAGAAAACAGUGGCCCGGAACGCAAUCUUCGCCCUUUCAACGCCGGACAAGGGAAGCCCCGCUUUCUGGGCGUCUUCACGGGACAGGGUGCUCAAUGGCCUGGUAUGCUGAAGUCGCUCAUCACGGCUGUCCCCCAUGUUCGUGAUAUCGUUGCCGAGCUCGAUAAUUCCCUACAGACUCUACCCUCUCAGUACCGGCCAGCUUGGACUAUCUACGCCGAGCUCAUGCUUGAAGGAGAAGCCUCGAAUGUCACUAAAGCUAGCUUCUCCCAACCGCUGUGCUGUGCCGUGCAAAUUGUCCUGGUCCGGCUACUAGCUGCCGCCGGUGUGGAGUUCACCACAAUAGUCGGCCACAGUUCAGGAGAGAUCGCUUGUGCCUUUGCCGGGGGCUUCAUUAGCGCCUCACAGGCCAUUCGAAUCGCCUAUCUUCGAGGUCUCACGUCCAAGCAUGCUGCUUCGCCCAACGGGGGAGAGGGAGCCAUGCUGGCGGCGGGCACGUCGCUGGAGGACGCGCAGGAGCUUUGCGAGCUCGAGAUGUUCCAGGGCCGGAUCUGUGUUGCGGCCAGCAACUCGCCAGACAGCACUACCCUCUCCGGUGACGCAGAUGCCAUUGUCGAAAUGCAGGGCAUCCUGGAGGACGAGUCCAAGUUUGUUCGCGUGUUGAAGGUUGACAAGGCGUACCACUCACACCACAUGAUCCCCUGCUCAGCGCCCUACCUCCAAGCCUUGGUCGACUGUGGCUGCGAUGUCGCUGAUGGCGCUGGGUCUUCUGCCGUGUGGUACUCGUCGGUGCAACAGAACAAGCGGAUGCAGGCUAGCGACGUGAACGCCGAAUACUGGAACAACAACCUGGUCUCUCCGGUGCGGUUCAUGCAGGCCGUCGAGACUGCCGCCAUCGAGCAUAAGUCACUAGAUGCCGCUAUCGAAGUUGGCUGUCACCCGGCCCUUAAGGCACCUUGUCUCACGACCCUCAAGACAGUCCUCGCUGGCGAGCUGCCUUACACCGGCUGUAUGCAACGCGGUUCCAGCGAUGUGAUAGCCUUUGCUGGUGCCCUCGGAUACCUUUGGGAGCGCCUGGAUCUCGCUGUUAUUGAUCUCAAUAGCUUCAUCCCCCAGGUGGUCUCCCCAGACAGGAUCCCGCGAAGUUUGGCCAAAAUUCUCCCGAGUUACCCAUGGGAUCACACUCGGACUCACUGGGCCGAGACACGGGCGAUUAAGAACCACUUGCACGCUUCUACUCCUCAUCUCAUGCUGGGUUCUCUCUCCUCUUCGAGCACGGCCACGUUCUUCCAAUGGAAAAAUAUCAUCAGACCUAGAGACCAUGAGUGGUUGCAAGGUCACGCGCUCCAAGGCCAGGCUGUCUUCCCUGCUGCUGGAUACAUCGUCAUGGCCAUGGAGGCUGCUAUCCAAGUGGCUGGUGUACGCGCAAUUCAGCUUCUCGAGGUUCUCAACAUGAGCAUUGAUAAGGCCGUCACAUUCGAGGAUGAGAACAGCCCUGCAGAACUCCUCCUUACGGUCGAAACUCUUCUCUCAGACCCUGACCAACUCAAUUUGAGCUUCAGCAUCGAUUCAUGUCUUGCUAAAGAAUCUAAGCCCUCAAGGUCUGCCAACGGUCAGCUCAUCGUCACAUUCGGAGACUCGACAUCAGUCGAUCACGUGCUCCCGCCCGCAGGCGAGGAUCCUCCUCACUUGACGAUGGUCAACAUCAAGAACUUUUACCGUGAGCUGGACGAACUGGGUUUCGACUACAGCAAAGACUACCGCUGCGUUUACAACCUCGGACGGGCAGAUGCGAAAGCUACCGGAACCAUGGCGUUUCCUCGUCUCGAUGAUGGAGCGCGCCCCAUCGUCCUGCACCCGGCCUCCAUGGAUCUAGCGUUCCAAACCAUCAUGGGAGCAUAUUCUGCCCCCGGAGACAAGCGUCUGAGGUCUAUCUACGUCCCGGUGCACAUAGACCGAAUCACCGUAGUCCCUGCGCUGUGUGUAUCCACUGCAGACUCCGACUCGGCCCCCAUCGUCCAUUUCAAAACGACCAACACGUACGACAAGGGUGAUGUCCUGGCCGGAGAUGCUACGGUAUUUGCGGCGGGUAACGACAAGCGGGUCCUCUACCGCAUCGAAAACCUGCUCCUGAAGCCACUCUCAAAGCCGUCCGAGGCCGAAGACCACAAGGCCUUCACCAAGACUGUCUGGGCCCCCCUGAAGCCGGAUGCGCUCCUGGACAACCCAGACCUAUGGGCCACUGAGCAGGACAAGCAGGUUAUUCCCAUAAUCGAGCGCAUCUGCUAUUUCUACAUGAAGAAUUUCGUCAGCCAGCUCACCGACGAGGACCGCGCCAAUGCGACGCUACCUCACCAGAGAUACAUUUACUGGAAUGAGCAUGUCUCGGCCAAGGUGAAGGAGGGCACCUGGCACGAGUGGUAUAGCCCAUCUUGGGAAUACGACACCCGCGAACAGAUUGAGCAGCUGGUCAUAGAAAACUCCUACCACCCUCACGUCAAGAUGGCAAAGAGAGUGAGCGAGAACACGUUAUCGACGAUUCGUGAACAGAGCAAUCCGUUCUUAUGGAUGGACCACGACGGUUUGCUGACGGAGUUUUACACGAGUUAUCUAACAAGUGGCCCGGGUUGGCUAUACGGCCAGGAACUCGUCAGCCAGCUCUGCCAUCGUUACCAGACGAUGGACAUUCUUGAAAUCGGUGGCGGAACCGCCUCGGCAACAAAGUACAUCCUAGACAUCCCGCAGCUGGGUUUCAACAGUUACACCUUUACCGACAUCUCGCCGGCUUUCUUCGAGAAGGCACAGGAGCUAUUUACGGCUCACGAGGAUCGCAUGACCUUCCAGAAGCUCGAUAUCACCAAGAGACCGGAAGAUCAAGGAUUCAAGCCGCACUCCUACGACAUGGUCAUCGCGUCCUCUGUCCUCCACGCCACCCCGAAGCUGGCGGAGACCAUGGCCAAUGUCCGGUCUCUCCUGAAACCCGGUGGCCACGUCGUGCUUCUCGAAGCUACGCAUAGGGAUCAUACCCGUGUCGGUUUCCUCUUCGGCUUAUUCCCCGACUGGUGGGCUGGCAUGGACGAGGGCCGUGACCUGGACCCCUUUGCGGACAUCAAACAGUGGGAUGCUAUCUUCAAGCAGACCGGGUUCUCCGGCGUUGACACUCGCACCUUGGACAGACACGGAAACAUAUUCCCCAAUACCCUCUUCUGCACACACGCCGUGAACACAAAGGUGGCGCGUCUGGAUGCGCCGCUUUCCGCUCCUCCAGCGGACAAGUCGGUCCCACAAAUUGUGGUGGUUGGCGGCAGCUCGUCUAAGUCCGCUCGCAUACUCGGUGAGGUCCGCCAAUUCCUGUCUCACCGGGACAUUGUUAGCCUUGAGCGACUGGAGGAUGUCCCAAAGGCAUCCAUCGCACAAAAGUCAACCUUGCUCGUCAUCUCUGAACUAGACCAGGAGACCUUCUUGGGUAUUGACGAGACAAGAUUCGAGUCUAUCAAGACCCUCCUGGAACUAGCCGGCUCGAUCCUCUGGAUCACCGAGAACGCCUGGACUGAAAACCCGUACCAGGCGAUGACGGCCGGUAUGCUCCGAUCAGCCCGCCUCGAGUACCCCGCAACCCAUAAUCAGUCGCUCGACGUUGACGACGUCAACAGCCUAGACAUUCAGUGGCUUACUGAACAAUUGUUACGUCUCGAGGAGGCAUCCGGCACCAAGGACGAGAUCCUGUGGACCCUGGAGCCUGAGGUCUACGUGUCCAAGGGGCGCGCGUACAUCCCUCGUAUCAAGCACGACAUUGAGCGUAACAACCGCCUCAACUCAAAGCGCCGCACAAUCACGGCUUCGGUUGACUCGCGCAAGACUCCCGUGGCCCUCAAAGCAUCGGAAGAUAGCUUGUACCUGGAAGCAGUGGAGGCUCGCUCCCCUGUUGGUACUGUCGCUGAAGUGACAGACCUGGUGAUUGACGUUAAGUUCUCCCUCGUCAAUGCCAUCCGCGUGGGAGAUCUUGGAUACUGGUACCUCCUGCAGGGUACUGCUACUAACACGGGUAAGGCCGUCAUUGCAAUCUCACAGAUCAAUGCUUCCAUUGUCCAAGUCCCCCCCCAACAAGUCUUUGCACUGUCCACAAAUGCCAGCACCACCGAUACUACUUCGGUGCUGCUCACAAUUGCGUCGAGUUUCGUCGCCCAGACGGUCCUGUCCAGUGCUGUCUCUGGUGCGUCCAUCCUGGUCAUGGAACCGCCUAGCUUCUGCAUCGACGGCAUCAUCGAGAUCUCAAAGAUGAAAAACGUCAAAGUCCACUUCGCAACCGUAAAGUCUUUGUCAUCUUCUUCUGUAUCGUGGAUCAGGCUGCAUCCGUACGAGAGUGAUGCAGACAUCAAGAAGCUUCUGCCGGCAAACUUGUCGGGGUUCUACGACUUCUCUGAUGAGAACAACACCACCACCAAUUUGGGUCGCCGUGUUGCCAGCCUACUGCCGCCAUUCUGUGUCAAGUUCGGUCUUGCACACAUCUUACAGAGCCAUGGUGCACCACUCGUGCAACGGUCGGUGCAGAUCCCUCUUACCGAGGACUCAGUAUCAAAGGCUCUGGCUAUCGGUACUUCUAAUAACCAGGGCGACGCACACGUCGUGAAGUCAGUCAGUGGCAUUACGCACCUGGAGGAUAUGAUGGCGGUGGUCGAUUGGAGGGUUGAGGAUUGCGUGACGGCCCGGAUCCGGGCCAUCGACUCUGGAAAGCUCUUCGCCCAGGACAAGACCUACCUGCUCCUCGGACUCGCUGGGUCUCUCGGUCGGUCUCUGGCCCGCUGGCUCGUUGCACACGGUGCCCGUCACGUUGUAAUUUCCAGCCGCAACCCCGAGAUGCCCGAUCCGAAGUGGUUGGAGGAGAUUGAAAACCUGGGCGGACAGAUCACGACCCUGUCCAUUGAUGUUUCCAAGGAGGCGUCCAUCAACGCCGGACUUGCCCAGAUCCGAGAGACUUUGCCCGUCAUAGGCGGUAUAGCCUAUGGUCCGUUGGUUCUGCACGAUGCCCUGCUAGCAAGCAUGGACCUCUCGAUGAUGAACGUUCCUGUCAACUCCAAGGUCGUGGGAGCUUCGAUACUGCACGAGCGCUUCUCGAGCCCGUCGACCGAUCCCCUCGACUUCUUCAUCAUGUUCUCCUCCGUGGCAACCGUUGGUGGAAACCCAGGCCAGGCCAACUACACCGCCGCCAACUCUUACCUCCAGGCCCUAGCCCAAAAGCGCCACGCAAUGGGUCUGCCAGCUUCGACCAUCGCCAUCGGAGCCGUGAUUGGUGUUGGCUUCUUAUCACGCACCGGAAGAGAAGAGGAGUUUAAGUUGGCUUCCGACACAGACACAAUCUCGGAGGACGAGUUCCUUACUCUCUUCGGCGAGGCAAUCGUCUCUGGACGACGAACUUCGGACUCAGGCAAGGUGGCCAUCACCGAGAUCUCGGACCUGGAAAUCAUCACGGGCAUUCCCGAGUUCAGUGCCCGCCACAAGGACACCGUCAAGUUCUACGACGAUCCCCGCUUCGGCAACCUCAAGGUGCCCGAGAGUCGCCUGAACACAGACGGGGGCUCUGGUGCCAAAAGCUCGGUCAAGGAGCAGCUCCUAAAGGCGAGAACCGCAGAUGAGGUCCGGGACAUCAUCAUCGAUGGCCUCUCACAGAAGAUGCGUGCCAUUCUGCACAUUCCUGCCGACGAGAAGCUCGAAGCUACGGCUCCCCUUAUCGACCAGGGCGUUGACUCUCUCGGUGCUAUUACAGUCGGAUCAUGGUUCUCCAGAACACUUAUGAUCGACAUCCCAUUGCUGAGGGUUGUGAGCGGUGCUUCCAUCGCUGAACUUGCCGAGGAGGCUGCAGGACGACUCCCAUUAGCCGCCAUCCCCCUCGUCGAUUCCACAGACAUGAUCGGCGUCAGUCACGAAGACAGCUCCAACGGCAGCGACAUGCCUCUCGACUCUUCCAACGCCACGUCGAUCUCUGGCCUGAGAGCCGAUGACUGCGACGUAUAUGGCAAGACGGACGGUCCUCGCCAAUUAUCGUUGUCCCUCACCCAGGAGCACUCUUGGAAGCUUUUGAAACAGCUCUCCAACGACCCGACCAUCUUCCACAACACCAUCGGCGUGUUCAUGAAGGGCCCGAUCGACCACGGAAGACUGGAAAAUGCGCUGAAUGCAUCUCUCCGUCGACACGAAAUCUUCCACACAGCUUUCACUUCCGACGGCGAGCAGACCAUCCUAACUGCCCCGUCGCCUCGUGUGCGCUUCGUCUCAGUAAGCGAUCGCACUGCGGCCGAAGACGCGUACAGAGAGUUGGAAAACGAGGAGUACAACCUUGCUGCUGGUGAAGGCCUCAAGAUUGCCGACUUCUACUGGGGCAAAGACGAGCACUUGUUCGUCAUCGGCUAUCACCGCCUUGUCGGUGACGGCUCGACCACGCAGAACUUCCUGGACGAGAUCGGCCAGCUAUAUGACGGCGCGAAGCUGUCCUUGCCGCCGCAGUAUUCCAAAUUUGCGAUCCGCCAGAGAUCCGAGGUUGAGAGCGGUCAGAUGAAUGCUGACAUCGCCUACUGGACUUCUAUGUACGACAGCAUCCCCGCCGUCCUACCGAUCCUCUCUCUUCCACACGCGCAGAAGCAACGUACCCAGGACGACCGCAUUACCUGGAAACAACACGUCGGCAUGCUACGCCUCAAUGCGGUGCUCGCCUUUCGUAUCCGGGAGCGCUGCAAAAAGUUCAAGGGUGUGACGCCCAUGCAUUUCUACCUCGCGGCGUACCACAUCCUCCUGGAGCGCCUCGCCAACGCCAAGGACGUGGCCAUUGGUAUCGCCGACGCCAACCGUACGAGUAUUCAGGACGUCUCGACCAUGGGCUUCUUCGCUAACCUGCUGCCGGUCCGCAUGGCGUCCCUAGAGCCGUCUCAGACGUUCGCCGACGAGCUUGAGUCCGUCAAGGAGUGUAUGCGCAAGGCUAUGCGGCAUUCGCGCGUGCCGUACGGUAUCACGCUCGAUCGUCUGGGUCUCGAAUCGUCUUCGGUGGAGCUGCAGCACGCGCCGCUUUUCCAGGCCGUUUUUGACUAUAGACAGGGCGCUGCGGAGACGGGACGUCUUGGUGGGGCGUUCUUCACUGAAAUCUGGGCCUCCCGCGAGCGGACGCCGCAUGAUAUCGUUCUGGAGAUGUCGGACGACCCGGCCAAGGAGCCACUCGUGACGGUCAAGCUGCAAAGCUAUCUUUAUGGCGAGGAGGACCCCAAGGCAUGCCUGGACGCCUACGAGGCGAUCCUGGCCAUAUUCUCCGAGAACACGAAGCUGCCUGUGUCUAAGCAAUGA
This is a messenger RNA of Didymella exigua CBS 183.55, 8910 nucleotides long. RefSeq lists its product as uncharacterized. Gene Ontology annotation, biological process: secondary metabolite biosynthetic process; fatty acid biosynthetic process. The coding region runs from base 1 to 8910 and encodes 2969 amino acids. The record is from RefSeq and is a predicted model, not a curated record. The transcript is spliced from 10 exons. NCBI's taxonomy places the organism in Eukaryota, Fungi, Ascomycota, Dothideomycetes, Pleosporales, Didymellaceae. Gene Ontology annotation, molecular function: 3-oxoacyl-[acyl-carrier-protein] synthase activity; phosphopantetheine binding; fatty acid synthase activity.